AUGGCGUCGGGGGCCUUUUUCAAUCCGAGGGUUCUCCUUCUGACAACACCUCUCGUCUCAUCGAGUAUUACCCUUUGGUUCGCUCGCGACCAGAGCUUCUUCCUCUCACUCUUCACCAAAACGCCCAUCGAGCGCCAGAAAGCCAACGAGAUCAUCCCAGGCUACAUCGCAAACUUCUACGGCUCAGGUCCAUGGGCUGUCCUCACUUUUGUCGGCCUCACAUUCACCACUUCCACCAGAAACAUCUGGUCUGAGCGUGCUCUGCUGGAGUCUCGCGGAUCGCUGUUCUGGUACGGCUGUUCUGCUGCCCUCGCGUUGGGUCACCUGGCAUAUGUUCCUGCUGUAGCGUGGAAGCUUCGUGCCUUGUGGGAAGACAACUGUGCUGCGUGGUCUCAUGAUAUCCAGGGUAGGCUGAGUGGUCUUGGUCUUGCAAGUGUGGUAUUAAUGAUUGAUCGAGACCGGGGGUUGAGGAAAACUAUCAAGUACUAA
Molecule: messenger RNA, 489 nt
Organism: Fusarium graminearum PH-1
Lineage: Eukaryota; Fungi; Ascomycota; Sordariomycetes; Hypocreales; Nectriaceae
Exons: 2
Coding region: 1-489 (162 amino acids)
Source: RefSeq, a predicted model, not a curated record